Messenger RNA from Auxenochlorella protothecoides, 1134 nucleotides. RefSeq names its product Dehydrodolichyl diphosphate synthase. Gene Ontology annotation, biological process: polyprenol biosynthetic process. The transcript has 2 exons. Gene Ontology annotation, cellular component: endoplasmic reticulum. NCBI's taxonomy places the organism in Eukaryota, Viridiplantae, Chlorophyta, Trebouxiophyceae, Chlorellales, Chlorellaceae. The record is from RefSeq and is a predicted model, not a curated record. The coding region runs from base 1 to 1134 and encodes 377 amino acids.
AUGCCUCUGGCGGCCUCCCUGGAUCGCCUGGCGCAGUCGGCCGUGUGUAGCGUGCUGACCUGUCGGCCUAACCCCUCCCAUGUCGCCUUCAUCAUGGACGGAAACCGGCGCCACGCCGAGGCCCGGCGCCAGCCCGCCCUGGCGGGCCACACCCAGGGGUACAGCCGCCUGAUCCAGUCCCUGGAGUGGUGCCUGGAGCUGGGCGUGACCACCGUCAGCGUCUACGCCUUCAGCAUCGAGAACUAUGGCCGGGGCGAGGAGGAGGUGGAGGGUCUCAUGCACCUUGCAGAGCAGAAGUUCCUGCACAUGCUGGGGGAGGUGGCGGUGCUGGAGCGGCGCGGGGUCAGGGUCCGCGUGCUGGGGGACUUGACCCUGGCGCCGCCCGCCGUGCGCCGAGCGGCCGAGCACGUCCAGGCCCUGACCGCCGCCCAUGAUCGAGUGACCUUCAACAUCUGCUUCAGCUACAGGCACGCUGCGGGCGGGGGAAGGGGCGCUGGUGCGUCCAGCGAGAUGCUGGCGGCCCAGGAUGCGGCGGCGCGGCACGAGCCCUGCUCCCCCGCCUCCCCGCCCUUCACCCAGGGCGAGAGCGCGCGCACGGGUGCCGACCGGGGCCCAGGAUGCGCUCGCGAGGGUCCCUGCGCCAGCUGGCGGUGCCACCUGGCGCAGGCUGGCACACCCCCCGUGGACCUCCUGGUCCGGACCUCUGGCGAGCGGCGGCUGUCCGACUUCCUGCAGUGGCAGUCCCGCCAUGCGCACCUCUUCUUCUCCCCUACCCUCUGGCCGGACUUCUCCUUCUGGGACCUGGCGGCCGCCGUGCUUUCCUGGCAGCGGGCGGCGCCGCACCUGCGGGAGACGAGGCAGGUCGCCGCGGCGCGGGCGGCGGCCGCCGGAGCCGCCGGAGCCGCCGCGAGUGCGGAGCCCGCUGUGGCCGUGCGCGCCGAGCCCGGUGUGGCCGUGAGCGCCGCCCUACCUGUCGAGGACGGACCCCUCCGCCAGGCCAGCGAGGACGGGCAGUCGUGCGAGGUGGAGAGCGAGGGCGGUGCCAGCGAGGUGGAGAGCGAGGCGGGGCCGGGCAGCCCACUGCUCCCCUGGCGAGCGACGGCAACCGGUGGGGUGCGCGUCGCCGCCGGCUGA